Molecule: messenger RNA, 3654 nt
Organism: Hemicordylus capensis (graceful crag lizard)
Lineage: Eukaryota; Metazoa; Chordata; Lepidosauria; Squamata; Cordylidae
Gene: PDK2
Product: pyruvate dehydrogenase kinase 2
Exons: 12
Coding region: 207-1463 (418 amino acids)
Biological process (GO): protein phosphorylation; regulation of glucose metabolic process
Cellular component (GO): mitochondrion
Molecular function (GO): pyruvate dehydrogenase (acetyl-transferring) kinase activity
Source: RefSeq, a predicted model, not a curated record
GUCAGGAGCGGGCGGGGAGGCGGUGCUUUGGCGGUCUGGGUCUUCCAGCGCCGUCCCCAGUCGGUGGUAGCUCGGCCGCUGGAGGGGUCCCGGCCGGAGUUUAGUGAUCCGUCGGCGGCCUUCAGGCAGGAGAAGGAAGGAGGAAAAGAAGGCAAAGAGCCGGAGACUUGUGAGUGGCCUGCCCAGGGCAGAGGGGUGCCGCCACAAUGCGUCUCCUGCGGUGCCUGAUGAAGGGCCAGUCGGCGCUGGCCGGGGCGCCCAAGUACAUCGAGCAUUUCAGCAAGUUCUCGCCGUCGCCGCUCUCCAUGAAGCAGUUUCUGGACUUCGGAUCCAGCAAUGCCUGCGAGAAGACCUCCUUCACAUUUCUCCGCCAAGAACUCCCUGUCCGGCUGGCCAACAUCAUGAAGGAAAUCAAUCUCCUCCCAGACCGUGUGCUGAGCACCCCUUCUGUUCAGCUGGUGCAGAGCUGGUAUGUGCAGAGCUUGCUGGAUAUCAUGGUGUUCCUGGAUAAGGACCCCGAGGACCACGGGACACUAGGCCAGUUCACCAACGCCCUGGUCACUAUCCGUAACCGCCACAACGAUGUGGUCCCCACCAUGGCCCAGGGUGUGAUCGAGUACAAGGAGGCUUAUGGGGAUGACCCCGUCUCCAACCAAAACAUCCAGUACUUCCUGGACCGUUUCUACCUUAGCCGUAUCUCCAUCCGCAUGCUGAUUAACCAACACACCUUGAUUUUUGAUGGCAGCACCAACCCAGCUCAUCCCAAGCACAUUGGCAGCAUCGAUCCUAACUGCAAUGUCUCAGAAGUGGUCAGAGAUGCUUACGACAUGGCCAAGUUGUUGUGUGACAAAUACUACUUGUCUUCUCCCGAACUGGAGAUCCAUGAGGUGAAUGCCACUGGAACAGGACCUCACCCUUGGCCCCCUAACCAUCCUGACCAGCCCAUCCACAUGGUCUACGUCCCAUCUCACUUGUACCACAUGCUCUUUGAGCUGUUCAAGAAUGCCAUGAGGGCCACUGUAGAAAGUCAUGAGUCCAACCCUACCCUACCACCUAUCAAGGUGAUGGUGGCAUUGGGGCAAGAGGAUCUCUCCAUCAGGAUGAGUGAUCGCGGAGGCGGCGUUCCCCUGCGCAAGAUUGAGCGGCUCUUCAGCUAUAUGUAUUCCACAGCACCCAAACCAGAGCUGGGCACUGGUGGGACACCCCUGGCUGGCUUUGGCUAUGGACUGCCUAUUUCCAGACUCUAUGCCAAGUAUUUCCAAGGGGACCUCCAGCUCUUCUCCAUGGAGGGGUUUGGGACAGAUGCGGUCAUCUAUUUGAAGGCCUUGUCGACGGACUCUGUGGAACGGCUCCCGGUGUACAACAAGUCAGCUUGGCGCCACUACCAAACCAUCCAGGAAGCUGAUGAUUGGUGCGUGCCCAGUACAGAACCCAAGAACACCUCCACCUAUCGGGUGAGCUAAGCCUCGGCCUCUCUUUGCCAGAGGGGAGGAUGUCAGCCUCACCUCAAGGAUGGGAAAGCCAAACUUUGGCGAGGGGAGAAAGACAAAGAUCAUCACCAGCACGAAGCUCACCUUGUGUUGCGAGACCUCAAUCGACUCUUCCUAUUGGCUGACCGGGCCAGUGCACCAGCCAGCUGAGAGCCUGAUUUGUUUUCUCAGAUGUGUGUUUGGAAGUAUGUAGUAUAGAUCUCUUCCACCAUAGCCCUGCAUGGAACUGCUCCUCUUCUGCUUGUCCCACCCUCAGUCCUCUCCUUUUGGCCUAGUGAGAGUUAGAAUUUCCUUCCAAGGGCCUAUUCUCACCAUACUUAGUAUUUGCUCACACCUCCUCCUUGAUUCCUUACUGUAAAAUGGAAGUAUUUUAGGACUGAAGGGCCAGCCAUUGAGAGGAAGCCAGAAGAUCUCCAGAAGAGUGAAGGUGGAGCCGACACAAAAGGACGGAUCCUGUUACAUUUCCCAACGUGAAGAGAGAGGCUUGUAUCAGGCAACAUGCCUGAAACAUAACCUGAGAAUGGCAAAGUCAAAUCCUCUCAUUGUAGAGAUUAGGCAACUCAGAGUAAGCCAAAGGACCUGUUUGCUUUUCUAUGCAAGCAUCAGGAUGAAAAAUAGUGCAUGGAUGUUCUCGCAUUAUGUUCUGGGUGCUUUUUCCAGCACACACUUAACUCUCCCAAGUUGGAAAAAAGCAACACGAGAAUUGGUCUUUUCAGGAGUGGAAAGAGUUCCGUGUAUCGAACAGGCCAAACCUUUAGAAGCACAAUGGGCUAGGUUGGCUAUGCCAGGGUUGAGGGAGCUCUGGGAAUUUCUCAUUUGGCCUUUGGAGGUUCCCUCCUCAUCUGCUUCAUUUGCCAUGGGCAGAUCUGGCACUUUUGAAAAGCUGCUGUCAGUGCAGUUCAGGGUGGGUGUGGAAAUCUCUCCUUCUAAGGGAGCUGGAUGUUCUGCUUGCCAUGAGCAGAACGUUGCCAUAAGCUGGGCGGCCGUCUGGGUUGGUCCUUUGCUGGUGAAACCCCUUGUGACAAAUCCCAGGUGCAGUGCGAGUCCAUCGGGCAGAAACCUCUGGGGGCAAAACUUGGAGCAGAAUAGGCCCCUAGGCAAGUCGCAGGCAGUAGAAUGAGCUGGUAGCGUUCUGGGCUGGUAAAUAGGCUGCUGUGUUUCCAGCUGCAGGUGGAUGGUGACAUGGUUGCAUUUCCCCCUACAUUUUUUUUAAAGCCUCCCUCUGCAAGUACUACAGAUCUUAGCCAAAAGGCCGAGAAGCAAUACCUGCAAGUAGAAAAGCAGCAUACAGACCAAGGGCUCCUCUAGAACUUUUCUUGCUGCAGGGCUAGUUUUCUGUCGGCAUGAUUUUGUCUUGCUCUCCAUGGAGGAGUAUUGGGACCUGGUAUCAUCUGCCUGGAGUCUGAAACGCCUCAGUCUGUUCGACCACCUCGUUUUCCUUGCAUGUGUAGAUCGGGCUUGAGCCUAGUUCUGUCGGGUAGAACUGAGAUGGAGGGUUGAGGUUUUCCUUUCUGCAGCUGGAGCAGGGUGGUUGGGAGCUGGGUUGGAAAGGGGGUUCAAGAAAAGACUGCAGUGAAGCAGCCACCUCAGGGAAGGGAUUGGCCAAAAGUCCUGUUUGCAGCAGCAGAAUCUGGUCUCCAGUGUGGGAGGCCCUGUGGCUGCAGAACCUCUUCCAUCCUUGCUUCUACCCCCCACCCCCUCUUUUGGAUCAUGCCAGGGUAUUAUUUUUAUCCUCACAAAAAGCAAGUAGAAAUUGAAGGGCAGGUGGGCAAAGUGUGUUUGAGGAGGCGAGCAGGUGCAGAUAUGACUUCCACAUAGAAGCUGUUGUUUCCUUCUGAUUCCUUCCCCCGCCCCCUUCUAAACAGGUGCCAUCUCUGUCUCAAAGUUCUCUGAGACCAUCUGCCUCCCUGCCUGCCGUUUUGCCUCCUCAAGUAUUCAAAAGCCAGCCUCUCCUUCUUCCCCCAAUCCUCGGCCUCCUGCAUGGCCUGCUUUUGAAUUGUCUGGAAAGUGUCUGUGUACAUAUAUAUAUAUAUAUUUUAUAUUCUCUAGGUAGAACCACAGAUGUGUCUAAGACACAAAAGCUGUCACAGUAUUCUUUGCUCACUGAUCAGUUAAGAAACUCUCCCCCCCCCCCCGCAAAAGCACCUAUUAAAUUUGAACCUUA